This is a messenger RNA of Chelmon rostratus (copperband butterflyfish), 3053 nucleotides long. Its product is annotated as protein tyrosine phosphatase type IVA 3. NCBI's taxonomy places the organism in Eukaryota, Metazoa, Chordata, Actinopteri, Chaetodontiformes, Chaetodontidae. Gene Ontology annotation, cellular component: nucleus. Gene Ontology annotation, molecular function: protein tyrosine phosphatase activity. Bases 718 to 1254 code for a protein of 178 amino acids. The transcript has 8 exons. The record is from RefSeq and is a predicted model, not a curated record. Gene Ontology annotation, biological process: protein dephosphorylation.
AGAUCCUCAGCCCAGCACACUGCACUGCUACAGGCAAGGUAGAGCUACAGUCUGGCAUGUGCACGACACCGCAGUGGUUACCCUGAGGCCAAGAGGCACAGGGAGAGGUGGAUAGUUCAGUGUUAUAGUGGGGCAGAGCUACAGGUUGCUGCAGAAGGACUUCAUUUUCCGCUGCUUGACUGCCAACGCAUUUCAGCGUCUAGUAGCAGGAAAAGACUAAAAGCAGGUGGACUUUGCUGAGGCAAGAGGAACUGAAGUUUAGUUUGUGGUUGGAGAUGACAUUUAAGAGCAGAAUCACUGGUUGAUGGAGUUUGUGCGGCAGAGUGGUGACUACUGCCACGCCCAACACAUUUAGACCCUGGGAUGAAGCUGUACCAUGCAGUCCUGCAGCGCUGAAACCUGAAAGACUGCUGGCCUUUGCCUUCUGAACCAGCCAGCCCAUGGGGUAACAAGUGGAGCCUCGAUACUGAAAGCUAACUGGAGAGAGAAGGAAAGAGAACGCUACUGAGAGACAAAGAGAAAAAAAAGGAUACAGUCAACUGAUGGGUUAAUAGAAGACACCAGGAUCUCAGAAUUGGCAAAAUACCUGUGACGUUUAUAAACAGCAAACAGGAAGUUCCACACGAGACAGGAAGUCCAGAGUCACCUGGAGGCCUAAGUUGAAGACACAGCAGCUAACUGCUGCAGCUGGAGCUAAAGGUCAGAGGUCAUCCUGGGAUGUCAAAGGUCACACUGGCCACCAUGAACCGUCCUGCUCCAGUGGAACUGUGCCACAAGAACAUGAGAUUUCUAAUCACACACAACCCCACAGACAGCACACUCAGCUCCUUCAUAGAGGACCUGAAGCGCUACGGUGCCACCACAGUUGUUCGAGUGUGUGAUAUCACCUAUGAUAAAACACCUCUGGAGAAAGACGGCAUUAAUGUAGUGGAUUGGCCGUUUGAUGAUGGAGCCCCGCCUCCCAGUAAGCUGGUUGAUGAUUGGUUGAGUCUGCUGAAGAAGAAGUUUCAGGAGGAUCCAGGAUGCUGUGUGGCAGUUCACUGUGUGGCUGGACUGGGGAGGGCUCCUGUGCUGGUUGCUCUGGCUCUGAUAGAGAGCGGGAUGAAGUAUGAAGAUGCCAUUCAACUCAUCAGACAGAAGCGUCGCGGAGCCAUCAACAGCAAACAGCUCACCUACCUGGAGAAAUAUCGAUCCAAGCAGAGGCUCCGCUUCAAAGAAUCUCACGCACACAAGAACAAAUGUUGCACCAUGUGAACACACACACACCGACCCAGACAUCUUGUACCCCUCAACAACUGCUCUCAGGAAUCCAACCAUACGAGCCUUGUGUCACCAACACUAAAAUACACGGGCUUCAUUGGCCCAAGUGUACCCUGGGAAUUUUUGAAUGUUUUUACAGUAAUUGUAUCAGAACCCACCGUUGUUCCCUUAUUUGUUGUGAUUCUUUCAUUGGUAUGUUUGCUUCAUAACAAAGUUUAUGGUGAAGAACCUGGCAAAGAUGGAUGAGGGAGAGAAAAUCACAUAUGUUAUGGUUUGUAGCUAUUUGUUGAGGCAUAUCUGUUUUAUUAGAUAGUUCUGGAAAAGACACACAGUUGGGUCAGGGAUAAUGUGUUGAGGUGUGUGAAUCACAUUGAAAUUUUCAACAAGACAAAUCCAUACAGUAGCAUGUGCAUAUGGGGACACCUGGACAGGUUUGGUGUGGGAUUGAUUUGUUAUGAUAUAAACCUGGGCUACUGGCCUUUAAAACCUCAAAUCAUAUCAGGUAUUUUGUCAAAUAUACCACUGAAUUUUCAUUAUUUUGUACAGAUGUUUGAUAUGUUUAAAUUUCACCAUAAUCUUGGUAUACAAUUACCUACAGUAUUUCUGUGAGUGUUUUUUGAGAUUAUAUGGCAUGAAAAGCCCAUAGAGACACUUUUUAAACCAUUUUGGAAAAACAAAACUUAACACACUGAAGCAUAGGAAUAAAAGCAUGUUAGCUGCUCAAUGUUUUUACUAAAACUUGGUGUCAAUAUUCUAAGUUGACCCUCUCUCUUGCAUUAUUCCUGUCGUCUGUUCUCAGUGUAACUGUAGAUGUAAGGGCGCAUUUUCAUCCCAGCAUUUUCUGCCAUUUGCAAUCAACACCAAAAUCAUCUUCCAAAAUGCCAAAUGAAACAUUUUGGUAAACAUAAUGCCUUCAUUUGAGUUUGUCACAGUCACUGUUUUGAUAUUACUACAUUGCGCUUGUGUUUACAUAUGAGUGUGUGCAUUACAGCAUAUUUUGCUCUGUUUACUGACACCCACAGAAGGAAACGUCUUUGUUGGCAGCAGCUGAUCUCAAGCCAGGUUUAAGGUACAUAUGUAUAUUAUAAAAAACGAAAUGUUGAUUGUUCUACAGUAAUGAUACACACAAUUUAAAAUGACUGGGAGAUGUAAACUAGUUGUAAAUAAUAUUAAAUGAGGUAUCUCUGUUUAUCACUUUCAUUCUCCUGGAGGCCAGAGUGAGCCACUCCUCCCAUUCAUUGACGACAAAAAAUGUGCAAAGGAAAUCUAAUCAUUGCAGGUAUUACAAAAAUUGAUCUAUUCCCAUCAUAAAUAUUGCUCUGCAUCAACACAUCUUCAGACAAGCUUGCACAGUAUGUUCUACAUAUUUUCUCGUGGGGUGAAGUUUACUUAUUCAUUUGUAUUCUUCCUGAAUGAUGCAUGUAACUGCUUCUGACUCUUGCUUUAUUUUUCAUUAAAAAAUGAUACAAAUUCUUUUGCUGAUGAUAGAGCAUGCACUUUUUAUGAAGUAGAAUGUUGUUAUUGAUAGUCUUCUGAUCAUCUGUGCUAUAAAAAAACAUGAUGUCCUGGACAACAAUUUGCGAGAAAGAUGAGAGCAGCGGGUGUAAAGUAAAGAGGCAGUAGAGAUGCAGAGAAGACGACCCACCAUUGUUAACAAUGUUAACAAAUUGGAUAUGGUUCACAUGAGGUCUAAGUGUGUGUGUUUGGUAGUCUUUAGCUAUUUAUCAUUGGCACUGGCUUGAGCUGACACUUUUUUAAUGUAAAAAAUAAUCUAAUGCUGUAAAUGUCUGUAU